Messenger RNA from Meloidogyne enterolobii, 1451 nucleotides. The record is from the annotation of a GenBank genome assembly. Lineage: Eukaryota; Metazoa; Nematoda; Chromadorea; Rhabditida; Meloidogynidae.
AUGUCAGUAGAAUACCAUCACGGAGUUCCAACUCCCCAUUUAUUGCAUAGGGGAAUGCCUACAAAUAAAUCUGUUAAUUUACCUCCAUCACAUAAAGCAGCACAUAAUCAACAAUAUCCAGAUGAAAUACCUAUUGCUUUAAUUGGACGCCCUGCAAUGCCCCCAGAACUCUCAUCAGAACAACAACUUCCCCUUUAUAAAGACUCAUCUGCUCCAAAUGGUAUCUCACGUAUUGGCGGCAAUAAUAACAAUCGUCGCCGUCGCCUACCCAAUUUAGCAGCAAUUUAUGGGGCUCGUAGAGAAAGGACAGAUUCUCAAAGACCUCUAAAUGAUUCUAAUGAUUCUUCUCUUGGUGGAGUAAAUAAUGGAUUUCGUGGAAGUGCGGAUGGUCCUGUUCCCCCUCCUCCCCCUUCAAAUCAACAACAAUCUUAUGGAGGACAACAAUAUGGGCCUACUACAGCUGCACAACGAUUUAUUUUUGUUAAUAGAAGUAUGCCAACAGAUUCGGAUGAGGAAGAUUUAUAUGAACGACGAACAAGAUUAGAUUUACAAGAAAAUAGAAAUAGAAGAGGACUAGUAGGACCGUCAAACCUUUCCUUGCAGCAUGGACCACAAUUAAGGCGCCCGUUAGCUUUGGCAAGAAAUCAGGCAUUUGCAAUGGCUGGGUUAUUAAAUGAGGAUUGGCUGUUAGAUGAUGAUGGUUAUGAAGAGACUUAUAGGCCUGAUCCAACCGGCCCUGUCCGUCUACCUUAUUCUCCAACAACUAGAACAGUUGUACGUCCAAUUGAAUUAUAUCCUCGUCAAUCUACUUCAAAUGCUGUUCAUAUGCAAAGACAUUUACCCCAACAUCCUUACUAUAACAACAACCAACAACAACAACAAUUUUAUGGUGGCUAUAGACCCACCCCCAAUCAUCAUUCUUCCUCUCAAAAUUAUUAUUCUGGCCCAGACCAUCACGAAUUAGCUGACAGACUUGUUGGGGAAGCUUUACAGUUAGGGCCCUAUACAGACCCUAGAUUAGUUGAAGUAGCUAGAAGGGAGAUGGCAGAAGCAUAUCAAUUAGAUGAAAGACAGAUUGAUCAAACUGCUGCUUAUUUUCUUGAACAUAUGGGUGGAAUUGGGCCUGAUCAAAUUAGUGAUAUUAACCAAUAUUCUCAACACGAUCUACUAAGACCAGCAGAUUUAGAAUUACUCGAAGACUACGAAAAAUCGGCAACAGAAGAUGAAUUAUUACAUCAUCACCAUCACCAACACCGUCUUCAUUCCCCUCCUUCACCAGCCCAAUUUGGACAAACAACUAAUAAUAAUAGUGGACAACAAAGAAGAGAAGCAAAUAUUGAUGGAGAUGAAAGCGAUUUACUUUUGGUUACAACAUUGUGAAAAAAACAUAUAAAUUUUGAAAAGAAUUUUAGGAAAAAUUUUCUGCCAGUUUUUUUCUGCCAAAUUAAAAA